AUGUCCAAAGUAUUUAAAGUCAAGGUCAGAAUGUACUCCGUCUACACUCAAGCCAUUUUUGCCCCACUGGGGUUUGAGACUAGGUUAGUCUCUCCUUUAAAUGCGGAAAAGUGGAAACAUCUAACUGAGUCUCAGAACAUGAAUCUUUCAUUCCAGAUAUUGGUUCAAGAAAAUGGCACCAUCAUAGUACAAACUUUGGCUAACGGAACGUCUGUUUUAGAUGAGAUCAAAACAUCUGUGAUGGAGGACGCCAAACCCAUACAGUUUAAUGUUAGAGAUCCUGUUAUUUCUUGCAAAUAUCUUAUACAUGAAAAUUCAAUGCAAGUUUUGAAAAGAUUUCAAAUCACUUUAACGAGUUACAGCGACUUCUCCAAGAUUUAUGAUUUACUUUCUAUAUUGAAAUUCAAAAUAAAGUAUGCUAAACCUAAAAAUAUACAUUUGGCGUCUCCAACGCAGCAACAAUUUCAGAGUCCUCUCAAAACAGAUGCUCCCAUACACAGCCAAAUGAGGGACUUCACCUGUCCUGAAAGCAUACACACUGAACCCGCUACCUCCAAUUUAUCUUUGGAAGCCAUACUGAAUUCGAUGGUAUAUCCCACCCAACACAAAAUCAAUGGCAAGAGCUUUCCGUUAAGCCAAGAAUAUCAUACUAUAUCAGAGCUGAUUCGAGAACCGAGAAGUUUUCCAGAAGCGGGAGCUUUCGACACACCUUCAAAAAUCAACAUUAUAAAAAAUAAAGAUUAUAAUAAUAUGAUUGAAUUGUCUAAUGCCGUAUCUGUACUCACACCAACAGUCGAAUGUAAAAAAACAGGUUCUAGAAAAGAGUCUUUUAUUUUGCCUACUCCGAGUCAAACCUCUCAAGUGGUUAGUGAGAAGAUUAAACACGUUGCAUCCCAAAUGGAAAAUAACGAUGUCGUGCCACUGUUGAAAACUUUAGAAAAUACGAACGAAAAUCCGAUCUUGCUUUCUUCGCUAAUGAACCUAAAGAAACCGCAGUCUGAUUUAAUAGGCUUAUUCCCGCAAGAUAGACAAGAGAAAGUACUACCAUCUCCAAUGAGUGAAGCCAAGAAUGCUGCAGAUGGAACAUGUAAGAAAAACAAAGAUUCCACUGAAGAAGAUAAGUUCAAAAAGACAAAGAAAGACAAAGAUGUAGAUAGAAAAAAAGAGAUAAAAAAUACAAAGAAAAUUGCAGAAAUUGCUAUUUGUGGGUCUCCAUCUUCAUUGAAAAUCACAAAGAGGAUAAUCAAAGAGAAGGUAAAAGAUAGACAGUUCAUGAAAUGGGUAAGUACACUAUGA
Messenger RNA from Kazachstania africana CBS 2517, 1296 nucleotides. RefSeq names its product Rec114p (gene REC114). Lineage: Eukaryota; Fungi; Ascomycota; Saccharomycetes; Saccharomycetales; Saccharomycetaceae. The transcript has a single exon. The record is from RefSeq and is a predicted model, not a curated record. Gene Ontology annotation, biological process: reciprocal meiotic recombination. The coding region runs from base 1 to 1296 and encodes 431 amino acids.